This is a messenger RNA of Peniophora sp. CBMAI 1063, 561 nucleotides long. NCBI's taxonomy places the organism in Eukaryota, Fungi, Basidiomycota, Agaricomycetes, Russulales, Peniophoraceae. The record is from the annotation of a GenBank genome assembly.
AUGUCGACGGUAUUGCCCGGUCAACCCAUACCUCUACCUCAAAAGGGCCCUGCGCCUCAGCUGGGACAGGGCGUGUAUUUGCGCUCUGGACAAGUCCGCGCGAGUUUGCUCGGCGUGCCUUCAUACGACGGUCCUAAACUCUCUGUUUCGCGGACACGACCGAAUCCGCCUGCAUCAAAUUCGGUAGUGCUGGGACAGGUCACCAGACUAUCGCCACAGCAGGCACAGAUAGCCAUCACUGUCGUCGACGGCGUGCCUCUGCCACCCGGUGAAGAAUUCACAGGCGUCAUUCGCUCUCAAGACGUGCGCGCGACAGAAAAGGACAAGGUGAAGAUCGCAGACUGCUUUCGCGGCGGGGAUGUCGUCAAGGGUCUGGUCAUUUCACUGGGCGACGCAAGGAGCUACUAUGUCACUACGGCGCGCAACGAUCUGGGUGUUAUCUUUGCCACGAGCGAGGCAGGCGCGACGAUGGAGCCCGUGUCGUGGCUUGAGAUGCGGUGCCCAAAGACAGGAAAAAUCGAGCGACGCAAGUGCGCGAAGCCGGAAGACAUGUUAUCGUAG